Molecule: messenger RNA, 996 nt
Organism: Microthlaspi erraticum
Lineage: Eukaryota; Viridiplantae; Streptophyta; Magnoliopsida; Brassicales; Brassicaceae
Source: the annotation of a GenBank genome assembly
AUGGAAGAAAGUAAUAAUCUUUAUCAGACAAAUUUCAGUCCCAAAAUCUCAGAAAUCAGAGCUUCUCUGUCUCAGAUCAUACUAGCCGGAGGACCAAACACACUCGACUCAAUCUUCUCACUUCUCACUCCUUCCUCCGUCACAGCAUCCAUCGACACUUUCAAUCCUCCUCCACCGCCGCCACCGCAGCUAGGCUCCUCCGUCUAUCUCCGGCAACGAGAUCUUAUCGAAAGACUCCACCUUCAAAACAGAGCAAUCUCCACUCCUCCUCCUCCUCUGUUUUCCUCAUCGUUCGAUCACCAAUCUUCAAUCGCCAACGCCGCGAAUCCGGCCGCCGCUUUCGCCGCCGCGUUAGCGGCCGGGAGGACGCCGAAAAAGAAGAAGCUUUACAGAGGAGUGAGGCAGAGACAUUGGGGGAAAUGGGUGGCGGAGAUCAGAUUGCCGCAAAACAGAAUGAGAGUCUGGUUAGGUACUUACGACACGGCGGAAGCCGCCGCGUACGCUUACGAUCGCGCCGCCUACAAGCUCCGCGGAGAAUACGCUCGUCUCAAUUUCCCGAAUCUCAAAGACCCGAGUGAGCUGCUCGGGCUCGGAGAUUCCUCUAAGCUGAUUGCUCUCAAAAGCGCAGUCGAUGGGAAGAUCCAAACGAUUUGCCAGAGAGUCAGAAGAGAGAGAGCGAAAAAGAGCAAAACUUUGCCGGCAGCGACGACGGCGGAUUCCUCGUAUUCAUCCUCGCCGGAGAUUCUGUCUUCUUCUCCGGCGGCAACGGCGACUACGACUGCGGUUAAUUCAGAUGAUAGUUACUGGGCAAUGGGAUUGUGGAACAGCGAGAAUAGCUCUCCGGCGUCGGUUUCGAUCUCCGAUGAAAUUCCGGCGAUGACAACGGCGGUGGCGGAGGAGGAAGACAUGAUGAUGGGAGUGGAUACUGAUGGGUUUUUGCUGGCGAGGAUGCCAUCGUUCGAUCCAGAGCUUAUUUGGGAAGUUCUCGCAAACUGA